AUGGUUGAUGACAUUGGAGAUCUAUUUGAAUUGAGUAAAAAUAAAGUUGGUCUAAAACUUAUUAGUGUUUUAUUAUUUAUGACUCUUCGACAUUUCGGUAUCAGUUGGCUUCAAUGCAAUGAAUUUUUCAAGAAAAUUGGGGCAUUGACAGCUGAAACAGCCAACAAAUGGACUAAUGUUUUUUUAUCUGGUGGUUUUAAUGAGUUUUUUAGGGAAGGACGGGGUGGAAAACGUACUUCCAGUUUUUAUGAUAUUUUUCCUGAUAUUGAAUCAUUAGCUAAAGCUUAUUCUGUUCGACGAUGUGCUGAAAAGGCAGCUGAUUUUGAUGCAUUCGAGUUAAGUAAAUUCAUAGAUGACCAAUUUUAUAUAUUAACUGGUAUUAAAAAAAAUGCCAAUGAUCCAUUGAUUCGUUCAGUUAAAUCCUGUCGUUUGGAUCUUCGAAGAUGGGGUGCCCGUUUUGAAUCUAAUUCACAACGUCCCUACUUUGAAGGUCAUGAGCGACCGGAUGUAGUACAGCAUCGUCAAGCGUUUUUACAACAUUUUCUUACACGAAAAAAUUCAUAUUACUUAAUUAGUGAAGGUGCGCAACCAAAAUGGCAAAUGCCCACGACUGGGACGCCAACUAUUUUACUUUUUCACGAUGAGAGCACCUUUCGAAGCGGUGAAGUAUCAGCUAAACGCUGGAUGUUUGAUGGUCAGGGUCCAUUUUAUUCCAAAGGACGUGGUAGAUCUAAUAUGCCAUCCGAGUUUUUGGUCAUGCACAAAUCAGGUCCAUUUUUCCAGUUAAGUCCAGCUGAAUAUGAAAAAGCAUUACAUAAAUAUCCAGAAUUAGACGGUGAACAAGAUAUUGAUUAUGUAGCACGUUCUGCGAGUGCAUCGAUUCACGUCGGUUCUGAUGUAUAUUUUGAUAAUUCAACUAUAUUAGCACAAUUCGAGAGAUUAUUUAAAUUAUUAAAAUUCAAAGAAUGUUUUAACAAUCAUAAAAUUGAAAUUAUCGUAGACAAUGCUCGUACUCAUUCAGCUCGUGCUUAUAGUUUAUCAGAUUUUGGAAAAGGAAUCUCAACUCGAUGUCCUGUUGAUCGCCUAGAAUGGGUAGAUGAAAACGGUGCUACACAAUCAUUAUCAUGUUAUUUUGAACAUGGAUCUAAUCGAGGAAAAUCUAAGGGUUUAUUUCAAAUUACCGUAGAGCUUAAUUGUAAUCCUUCACCUAAAGCAAAAUUGACUGAACUAUGUCAGUUACUUUCUGAUCAUCCUGCAUUCCAAACCGUAACUUUUUUCAGCUGA
Molecule: messenger RNA, 1284 nt
Organism: Rotaria sp. Silwood2
Lineage: Eukaryota; Metazoa; Rotifera; Eurotatoria; Philodinida; Philodinidae
Source: the annotation of a GenBank genome assembly